This is a messenger RNA of Telopea speciosissima, 1206 nucleotides long. Its product is annotated as sec-independent protein translocase protein TATB, chloroplastic. The record is from RefSeq and is a predicted model, not a curated record. The transcript has 6 exons. Gene Ontology annotation, biological process: protein transport by the Tat complex. The coding region runs from base 76 to 825 and encodes 249 amino acids. Gene Ontology annotation, cellular component: membrane. NCBI's taxonomy places the organism in Eukaryota, Viridiplantae, Streptophyta, Magnoliopsida, Proteales, Proteaceae.
CGCCGGGCUAUAGAGAAUCCUAAUCCCUACCUCUUCAGACUUCAAAGUUCAAAGCGAGUGAGUGACAACAAAUUCAUGGCUUCCAUGACUUCUACUGCUGCAUUUUUGUGUUCUUCAACAAACGGGCGAUCACCCAUCUUCUCUUUCUCUUCAUCUGUAGUUCUAUCUCCCCAAAACUCCAAGUCUCGUUUCUCCACAUCGGUUCCUCAAUUGGGUUUUGGUUUAUUUCCGCCAUGGAGUGGCUUGAAACUUCUGGGUUUAUCAGUCACACAAAAAUCCUUGAAAAUUGGAGUAAAUAGAAGAAGCAGAGGCAAGCUUGUCUAUGCGUCUUUGUUUGGAGUUGGUGCUCCUGAAGCGCUUGUAAUUGGAGUCGUGGCUUUGUUGGUAUUUGGACCCAAAGGACUUGCAGAGGUAGCUCGGAACCUGGGAAAAACUUUGCGUGCUUUUCAACCUACAAUCAAGGAACUUCAGGAAGUCUCAAGAGAAUUCAAAAGCACCCUUGAACGGGAGAUUGGUCUUGAUGACAUCCCUACGCAGAAUGCAUACAGGUCUACCAACACCAACGCUACCUCAACCUCAUCGCCAUAUGCAGACACUGAGAAUGCAGAGACCAUGACUGACGAAAAUGGUGCUCCAUCUACAAAAAUAGCGUACUCUACUGAAGAUUACUUGAAGGUUACAGAGAAGCAGCUAAAAGCAUCUGCCGCCCAACAGCAAGGCCAAACACCACUUCUAGAAGAGUUGUCUCAACCCGAAGCUCAGGCCCAAGCUCUUACUCCUGAAGUUGCCACUACAGCACAGCAAAGCUCCAAGAAAGAGACAUGAAACUUCUCUAGGUAAAAUGAAACAAAGUGAUGAAAUGCUUCAUCCAUCAACUGACUUGGUUAUUACCAAAUUAUGUGGAGGAGUUCUGAGACCACCUGUUUGAUGGGGAUUGAAAGACUCGAGCAACUUAAUGAAUUUUGCAGGGGCAUGUAGAACAGAUAUAUUUGUAUAGUAGGAAUCGCUUCAAGAGAGAAGAGGUGAUGAUCUUUGGUUUUUGAGUAAAAUUUCGAGUGCUCAAUGUAUUGGGUUUAUGAGCCUUAUGCUUUUAUUUACUGUGAAAUAAAUAUGCACUAUAUUUAUUUUUUGUUCCCUCAGUGAGUUUGAGUGUACAAAUGAGUCACAGAAAUACAGUAUUUUGAUGUAAAAUAAGUUUGUUCAAAA